Molecule: messenger RNA, 2823 nt
Organism: Adineta steineri
Lineage: Eukaryota; Metazoa; Rotifera; Eurotatoria; Adinetida; Adinetidae
Source: the annotation of a GenBank genome assembly
AUGAGUAAAAAGUUAACAACAUUUUCACCACUAAAACGACCAUCUACUCGUUCAUUAUCAUCAACAACAAAAUCAUCAUCUCAACAAGAUAAAUAUACAUUUCAAUCUGACGACGAAGAUCAUAAUACAAAACCAACACUUAUACGUAAAUCGACUACACCAAUUUUAUCAAAACGUCCUCGAGGUCGCCCACCAAAAUCUCUUAAACUUGAAGAAGAUCGUACACGUACAUCGACAUCAUCAUCAUCAUCAAAUAGUGAAAGUGAAGAUAAAAAACGACCAGUUACACGACGUGGUUCAAGACUUGGUUCACAAACAAAUACACCAACAAUUAAUCAAAUACGUGAAAAAAUUAAAAUAAAUUCUACUCCACCAAUUCUUAUCACACCUAAAAAACGUGGUCGAAAACCUAAAAUGCUUUCGACAAUAACACCAACGACAACAACUACAAUGGCAACAUCGGAUGAUCAACAAAAACAUGAAACAGAAAAUCUUAUUCCAUCAUCAUCAUCAAUCAAACGUCAAUAUAAUAAAACAAAUGAAAAAGAUCUUAUGCAAUUUGGUUCACCUGAACAAGAUGAUUUUAGUGAUGAUUCAGUUGAUUUUGUUUGGAAAGGUUCAAGUAAAAUGUCAAUUGAAAUACUUAAACGUCGUAUACCAAAAGAUGAAGCACGUGAACAUUAUUCAUCAUCAACAGCAACAUUACAAUCCGAUCCAACAGCACAACGUAAACGUGCUAUUAUACCACGUUUAACUAAUUUUGAUGCUCUAUCAGGACAACCAGUUGAAAAUUCAACAAACAAUAAUAAUAAUAACGAUGAUAAUUUACCGAAGAAAAGUAAUUCAGUUAUUACAUUAAAUAAUGCAUUUCAAAAUGAUUUUGAUUAUUCUUAUAAUGAUACGGGUACUAGAAUGAGUACAACAAUAACAACAAAUGAUGAUAAACCACGUCCACGUGUUUAUGCUGUUAAAAGUACAACAAUGAAAUCACGUCCACAGCAGCAGCAACAACAGCAAUCGGAUAUUAAACGACCAAAAUGGAUGAAUGAUCAACAGGGAGGAGGAGGAGAUGAUGAAGAAGAUGAACAUAUACAACCAACUGCUGAUGAACCAGCUGAUUAUGAUUAUAUUCCAAGAGGACAAUAUUCGGGUAGACGUCCAACUUAUCGUGGACGUGCAACAUAUACUGGCCGACGUGGUACUGGUAUGCGUGGUAGACCACCAGGUUCAAGACGACAUUGGACGAAUGAUGAUGAUGAUGAUGAUUAUGAUCAGUAUGAAGAAAGUAAUUCACGAUACGGACCAAGAAAACAAAUACCUUAUCGACCAUCAAGACCAUAUGAUACAGCUGAUGAUGAUUAUGAUGAUAAAAGUCGUCGUAUGAGUUUAACACAAGCUUAUCGUCGUAAUAAUGAUAUUCGUCAACCAAUUGGUGGUACUCGUCGUAUUGGAAUAAAUAAUGGAAAUCAUCCAAUAUAUAAAGAUGAUGAUUAUUAUCAACAACAGCAACAACAACAAUCACGAACAACAACAAAUCGUCUUCCAACAACAAAUUCAACAUCAAUUAAUACUGGUAAUACAUUUGUUGCAAAAAUCAAUGAUGCACAAUUAAGUGAAGUAGCCAACCAAUCACAAAUCUUUUUUGUUAAUAUGCCACAACAAGAUCAAAAAAAUCAACAAGUCCUUUCGGUACUUGCCUCGGAACAACAACAAGUCUUACCAGUAGCCGUUGUUCAACAAGCUAAAGUUGAAACACCAUCAUCAUCAACACAAAAUAAUCCAACAACAUCACAAAAUCAAACACUAGCAUUUACAGUUAAAUUACCAGUUGAUACACCAAAACAAAAGAAAAUUUUACCUAAACCAUCAUCAAAUAAUUCAUCAUCAAUAAAUUCAACAACAAAUAAACCAUUUGCAUGGUCACGUCCACCAGGUCGUAUACAAUUAAAUAAUGAUGAACAAACGAUGGGUAAAGGUUUAACAAUAACGCCAAUUAAUACAGAUUUAGAUACUAUGGAAGCCGCACAUGUUUUAGCAACAGCAGCUGAUGUUACCAUGGCUGCUGAUGCACGUCGAAAAGCACAACAACAUGAUGAUGAUAUGUCAAUGAUUGUUGAUGAAACACCAUCAAAUAUCGCUAAUGAAGAAACUGUUCAAUGUGAAGAUGAUGGACAAAAAAAUCAAUCACAACAAAUAGGUACAAUAACAGCAAAUAUUAUUGAUGAAAAUGGUAUUGAACAUACGGUGAUUCUAUCAACAGAAGAAGCACAACAGUUACUUGGCUCACAAGGAGCUAUUAUUGUUGAUGGUGAUGGACAGCCAAUCUCAAUUCAACAAGCACAACCUCAAACAUUUCUUUCUCCAUUUGCUCUUGAUCAAGCUCAAUUACAAGCAUUACUUACACAAGCUGGUAUCGAUCCAAAUACUCCAUUAACAAUAGAACAAAUUGAUCCUAAUCAACAACAAGUUGCUACUUUAUGUACAUCACCUGGUGGCACACAAUAUACCGUCCUUACACAAGGUCAUGGACAACAACAACAGCAACAACAAUUUAUUUUACAAACAGCACCAAUUAAUGAACCACCACCUUCACUUCCUCCUCCACCACCGCAACCCAUUGCUCCAAAAGAAGAUCAUUCAUCGCCACCAAAACGUCGAGCAUUUGCAGUUAAAUCAACAAUGUCAACAACUGAAUCAUGUGAUGAUAUGAAUAUGAAUGAAAGACCACGUCGUAAAAUCUUUGCUACAAAAUCAACCGUUACACCAAUUGAACAGAUUGAUGACGAAGGUAUUACUGGUACUCGAGCUUAUCAUCGAAAAUAA